Molecule: messenger RNA, 1476 nt
Organism: Talaromyces atroroseus
Lineage: Eukaryota; Fungi; Ascomycota; Eurotiomycetes; Eurotiales; Trichocomaceae
Exons: 2
Coding region: 1-1476 (491 amino acids)
Molecular function (GO): 2-methylcitrate dehydratase activity; 2 iron, 2 sulfur cluster binding
Source: RefSeq, a predicted model, not a curated record
AUGCCUACCCUUUUGCCAGCGUAUGAUCGGAUUCUUGUUGAUAUCAAGAACUACGUCUUCGGGUAUGAGGCUACAAGCGAAAGGGCGCGAUCGUGUGCUCGUCUUGCCAUUUUCGACGCCCUGGGUUGCGCUAUAGAGUCGGUUGCGAAGAGUACACAAUGUAGAAGCUUCAUUGGACCAAUUGUGCCCGGCACAACCAUACCAGAUGGAUUCCGACUUCCAGGUACUUCGUACGAGUUGGAUCCGGUGAAAGGGGCUUUCGACCUAGGUGCCCUAAUCCGCUAUCUCGACCAUAACGAUGCCUUGGCCGGAGCAGACUGGGGCCACCCGUCUGACAAUCUGGGAGCACUGCUGGCCGUCAUGGACUGGCUGAGCCGUGCAGCUACCAGUGGCCGUCUAGUGCACCGAGGACCGCCUCUGACAAUAGACACCCUGAUAACAGCCGUUAUCAAGGUAUACGAGAUCCAGGGAUGCUUGCUGCUGCGCAACGCCUUCAAUGCUGUUGGCCUGGACCACACCAUCCUUGUAAAGCUUGCGUCGACGGCUGUGGUGUCCUGGCUGCUUGGUUUAUCUGAGGACCAAACACUGGCCGCGAUUUCACAUGCGUGGAUGGAUCUCGCGCCGCUACGGGUCUAUCGAUCUGGCUCGAAUACUAUUCCCCGAAAGGGAUGGGCUGCUGGAGAUGCGUGCAUGCGUGCAGUGCAGUUUGCGCUGUUGACUCGGACCGGACAACCCGGCGCCCCUACCCCGCUCACCAUGCCUCGAUGGGGGUUUUAUGCAAGCAUUUGGCGCAACGGCGCUCCAUUUACACUGCCAAAGCCGUAUACUACCUGGGUGGUCGAGAACGUGUUCUUCAAGGUCAUGCCAGUCGAGGGCCACGGAAUCGCGGCCGUCCAAGCUGCCGUCGUCCAGGCGCAGCGAAUGCUGCACCGCGGCUUGUUGGAUCCCGUGAAGGACAUCCACCGAAUUGAGAUUCGCACAUGUGCAGCUGCACACUUGAUUAUCGACAAAAAUGGCCCCCUGCAUAAUGCUGCGGAUCGCGACCACUGUAUGCAGUACUGUGUUGCCGUAGCGCUUCUGAAAGGUGCCGCUCCAGAGGCCGGGGACUUUCAAGACGGUAGCCUGUAUGCCUCCAGCCAGGCCGUAGAGGACUUGCGCGCAAAGAUCAAGAUUCGGCCUGACGAGUCCCUGACAGCCGAUUACCUUGAUCUGGACAAAAAGAGUAUCCCGUCGGCCUUGGCCAUACAUCUGACGAAUGGCGACGUCCUUGAGGAGGUCUUGGUCGAAUUUCCCCUCGGCCAUGUUCGUAAUCCGGGCACUCACGCUGCCGUCGUGCAUAAAUAUAGACAAAAUCUAGCCCUCCUCUUUUCCAGGUCUGAGAUUGAGGAAAUUGAGAAGAUCGUCAACAGCGGCGGCGAUAGGAACGUCUCUGACCUUCUUGAUUUGCUCGUACGUUACUCCUACACAAAGCUCUAG